Petromyzon marinus (sea lamprey) is the source of this 3219-nucleotide messenger RNA. Its product is annotated as XK-related protein 9-like. Gene Ontology annotation, biological process: apoptotic process involved in development; phosphatidylserine exposure on apoptotic cell surface; engulfment of apoptotic cell. NCBI's taxonomy places the organism in Eukaryota, Metazoa, Chordata, Hyperoartia, Petromyzontiformes, Petromyzontidae. Gene Ontology annotation, cellular component: plasma membrane. The record is from RefSeq and is a predicted model, not a curated record.
GUGUGAUGAGUGGUUUACAGUGCUGCGUGUGUUGUACACGAGUGUCAAAUCGAAACCACCGUGCUUCCUGGUUUCCUCUGCUCUGGUUGAGUAACCGCGACCGUCGCUCGCUUUAACACUCGCAGACGCGGAGAGCUCUUCUACACAACUACACAACGACGAAUGGUCCUCAACGCGACACUGACAACUGUGGUGGGUGGGCUCUGCGCUGGGCGCUGUCCACAUGAACUUGGGAGACGCAACGAAAGUGAACGUGCUUGUGCAAGAUCGCGUGCUCGCCGAACGUCUCUGAAGACGAGGCGAGUUUCAACAACAACAACAAAAAAGACCUCGUAGAGAAAGAAGCCACCCCAGCCACGUGGAGGUGCAGCAUGGAUCAGGAGCCCAGGAAUGUGCAAUGGACGCGCUGGAAAUUUGUAGUGGAGUUAGCCACCACGGUGGUAUCACUCGGAAUGCUCGUUUUUGAUAUCUGCAUGGACUUGCUUUUGGCCCGGAAUUACCUGCACCAAGGGGAGGAACUGAAUUUCGGCCUCACAAUCUCCUUGAUCAUCCUUCCUAGUGUCGUCGUCCAGUUCUACAGCUACGCGUGGUUUGUGAGCGACAAGAAGUACAUGACCACGUGGUGGCAGCAGAUGUGUGAGGAGGUGCCUGCCUUCCGUUGUGUCACCGGGAAUAAGUGGAUUCUCUCCGUUGUACACGUGUUGCAGAUGGGCUUGUUCAUGAGGGCCUUGUGCCUCAUCUAUCUGGGCAUCAAGGCAUAUCGGAAGCACGCAGCUGACGGAACCUGGGAUCUGCUGACACGCUGGUGCAACCACCAGGCUGACCUGACCAUGCUGCGCUUGUUCGAGACCAUGCUGGAGAGCACUCCCCAGCUCCUCCUGCAGGUCCACAUCGUGCUGCUGACACGUCAGCCCAACUCCAUCCAGUGUAUGACUAUAGUGGCGUCUUCAAUAACCAUUGUCUGGACCAUGUUGGACUACCACAUCACCAUGCGGAAUUCUCUCGAGCACAAGGAAAAGCUGAAACUGUUGAGCUCAGCCUUUUUUGUCUUCUUAUCGUCUAAGUACUCUUUGCUUUUGUCCCAAUUGCUCACACUCUGCCUCCUCACCCUGCUGUGGCCCUGGUAUUACGUGGUUCCUGUUGGGGUGCUCAUUUGGGUUUUGAUGACCCUGACGGUUUAUUUUCACAAGACUGAAUUCAUGGACACUUGCUUCCAAGAGUUUGUCUACCGCUGCACCGUCGGCUUCAUUCUCAUCUUUUCUUUCUUCAACGUAAGGAAAGAUGCCACUCAGAGGAACGUGAUUUGCUACUACUCAUUCACGUGUUUAGAGAUUUUUGUAGCUGUAGGUGAGACGACAUGUCGCCACUUUAGCACACUGCUGACCACUGAAAUCUGGAUGCUAGCUAUAGUUAUUCUCAUCCUUGUGGGUUUUGUACUCGGUAUUGGCUUAACGUGUUUGUACUACGUCUGCCUGCAUCCCACAAGGGGAAAGUACGGCAAGGUCAGCGUGUCAGGGAGCUCCAAAAACAGUUCCGUCAGCUGCGCGGUGGCGUACGACGAGGUCGACAUGGGCUGUUGCCCUGGAGCAACUGACACCCCCAAUGGAACUAACUCGCCAUCGCCCCGGCCCCCAACAAAUGGACACAGCGGUAGUGAAUUACAAACUAGCGAGACGCGAGUGGAAGGUGUUCAGCCACAAGGUACAAACACUGUCCGGUCACGAUCCACUUCCAGAAUAGGGAACUAUAUACAGCUGUAGUGAACUCCAUGGUGAUGAAGCUGAAGACGUAGUUGAUGAUAUAACGAUGCUGGGAACUCAACUCUGCGUCUCUCAUUAAAAGCAGCUACGCAGUGCAUUCCCUAGCCCUGAAAUUGCUUGCACUAUGUGUAAAUUGCAAUGACGCGGAUGCAGAAAUUCGAACCAAUUAUUAUUUCAUCGCCCGUAUGCAGUUGCAGCUACUCAGUGCAUUUCCUUGUCCUGAAAGUGCUUACACUAUAGUGUGUAAAAUACAAUAACGUGGACACAGUAACUAGAACAAGUGAUUAUUUUAUUACCAUUACAGUAUGCAAUUUAAUAUCGCUAAGGUGUUGUGAAAUUUGCUACAUGCUCUGGUCUACAGUCAAUGCUCUGUAACUACUAAAAAGUCCUGCCUUUUUUCAGAUUACACUUUUUCAAUUAGUAGCUGUGUGCAAUGAAUGUGACCAGUGACUAAGCAAUGUCUUGGCAAUUAACAAUUUAUCCCAUUUGCGAUUAGACACGCGAGCGAAAUUGACGUUACUAUCAUCGGCGAUAAAUAUUUUUCUAUUGUAUAGCAGAUUAUUCGAGGUUACAUGGCUGCAAUGCAAUUUUGCAAUUGGCAAUGGCUUAUCUUUACUUUCAUCAGACCUGGGGUCGAUUAUAAUCGACACGAGUAACACGUUCAUGUAGGCUCCUGUUGAUACCGAGUAUUAUAUUUAAAAACAACUCAAUACAUGAGUCCGCAACACUACCUUGAAAGGAAAAGGCAGUGUUAUUGACAAAUGUGUUGAGGUUUUAUCGUGGUGCUUGUGCACCGCUGCAAACGAAGCAGCGUCAUUAAAUCAUUCAUUAGAUUUAAAAACGCUUGAUUGUAAGAAGACAUUUCAAACUUGUGGAGGGAAAAGGGAAUUUAGUAUUUUUGUAUUUGCUCAUUCGACGUUCACACUUUUUUUCUCGUAAACUUAAGCGCUUAACCUUGUUCUACUGUUUGUUUGAUAAGAAAAAAAUAAAAGGCUUUCACAAACCCCUUUGUUUGGAGGUCGUUCGGGCAUACCUCACCAUGCUGGUCAGUGAGGGUUGCUGGAGGGUUGUGGUCGUGUGGAAACUCAAGGACCAGUUCAGAUAUCACUGGCCAACCAAUGCUAGCCACGACCAGGUAUUAAACUCAGGUCACCUGAAUUGUAGCACAUCGUGCACAAGCCACUGUGCCGUGGCUCCACUCCGUUCAAUAAUUGCAGUAUUAUACAGAAUUGAAAUAACAUAAAUUUUCGUGUAUUGUAAUUACCACUCUUGAACCCAGUGCUCUAACAACACUUAUUAUAAGAGUUCAUCUGAAUUCCAUACUUAUUGGUGGGGUUUGUGGCCCAUUCAGAGGUGCCUCUAAGAAGCAGCGCUGCAAGUAGGCGUAAACUAUAUCGAAACGUACUCUCUGCUUCUUUCGGUAAAGUCACGUAGGUAGAAAAAAUAAUAAAAGAACACG